UAGGUCAGGAUUUUAGAUUUUCAAAAAUAUUAUUGCUUUUUUGAAAAAGGACAAAUAAUAUCCCAUCAGUUCAACGAAGGUUGGUCGCCUCUCGCUCUCCCUCCUUACACAAACCCUAAUUUUUUCAGGAGCCCGAAAAUUCUCGAUCUUCAUUAUAAUCUCUGUUUGGUGCACGGUGGGCUGUUGUUGUUAUCCUCAGGUUAAAUGGAGGAAUCAGAGAAGAGAAGAGAAAGACUGAAAGCAAUGCGAAUGGAAGCUGCUCAGACCAAAGUUUCUGACACUGUUGAUACUUCUGCCAUGCCUGGUUACCUCUCUAAUCCAUUAGUUGAAGGAUCUGCUACUCUGCCAGUGCAGGAGGACUCUUGUGUGACUCCGAGAUUUGAUUUUUACACAGACCCUAUGUCAGCAUUCUCCAGUAACAAGAGGAGAAGUAAGGUCGGUAACCAGAUUCAGCAGGAUUAUUUAACACCUUCAAGUAAUAGUGGUUAUACGGCUACCAUGGCUCGGAUGUCAUCAUCUCUAUCUGCAGGACCAAGGAACUGUGAAAUGACCCCCUCUCCCAAUCCUCCAUUCCAACCCAAUUUUUCACCAGGUCAGGGAAUAAACCAAGCACAAGGUCUCUAUCACAGCUCUGGACCCUAUAGAAGCCCAAUAGAAAUGGCUAGUCCUUUUCCUGCUCAUCAAGGAACUCCUGGAGUCUGGAAUGGGUCUAAUGGCAUGCCUAGGUAUGGUGUUCCAUCUAAUUCACCAAGAGGUGGUAAUUUUCCUAGCCCUGGCUUCAGACCGGUAGGCAGCCCUAGUUUCAGAUCUGGGCGAGGCAGGGGUCACUGGUUCAACAAUAGCCCCAGCCCUGUUUCUGGACGUGGAGGCAGCUCCAGUCCUAAUUCUGGAAGAGGUAGGAGUGGCUGGUUUGGUAACAGCAUGAGUCCUGGUUCAGGGCGUGGCCGUGGGAGAGGGCUGGGUUUUCAUGCUCAUGUCUCUGCACAGGAUCGACCAGAGUUGUUCUACAACAAGUCCAUGGUAGAAGAUCCGUGGAAGUUCUUGAAGCCUGUCAUUUGGAGCAGAGAAAAAGCUUUAGGGAAGAUGGGAAAUGCCUCAGACUCUCCAAAGUCCUGGCUCCCAAAAUCUAUAAACAUGAAAAAAACAAGAGUUUCAGAAGCUACAAAUGAAUCCAGUUCUCAACAAAGCCUUGCAGAAUACCUGGCUGCCUCAUUCAAUGAAGCCGUGAAUGAUGCUUCUGGUACAUGAUAGUUUCCCUGAGUUUUAUGGAGAAGUACUUCUGCACUCUGCAGACGAUGGUCAAACAGUAGUUAAGCCAGCAUCUAUUGGAUCAAUCUGCCCAGAGCACCAAGAAGUUUCAUACCCCACUUCAGAAGUCAAGUUAUUUUGCUGGCAUUCAUUGAUUCUCAAAAUAUAUUAUCAGGACUCAGAAGGUUACCGACAACUGAUUUCACUCUAUCUAUCUAAUAUAGCAAGUUGACAUUUGUAUGUAAAGUUUUGUAAGUUCGGUUUCACAAUUACUGAAACUUUGGGCUGCCCCCUUUGUAUACUGCAUUUGAUGUUGAAUUUCUGCAAUUAGAUAACUCUGCAUUUUCUGA
Molecule: messenger RNA, 1598 nt
Organism: Vitis vinifera (wine grape)
Lineage: Eukaryota; Viridiplantae; Streptophyta; Magnoliopsida; Vitales; Vitaceae
Product: protein SICKLE
Exons: 3
Coding region: 205-1248 (347 amino acids)
Biological process (GO): miRNA processing; mRNA splicing, via spliceosome
Source: RefSeq, a predicted model, not a curated record